CCCGCAGCACUCCGCUCCUCCUUACAAGCAGAAACGGCAGCGGGCUGCCAACCGCGGGACGCGGCGCCGCAGGGACCGCGGGAGCUUCAGCAACAGCGGCCGGCCGCGCGCGGGUGAAGUUUCAGUAUCUUCAUGUCAAUGAAGAGCAGGAUACCUCUCAUUCUUCUAGCUUGUGGCUCCUUUAACCCCAUCACAAAUAUGCAUAUGCGUUUAUUUGAGCUGGCUAGAGAUCACCUGCAUCAAACAGGAAGAUACCAAGUGAUUGAAGGCAUAAUGUCUCCUGUCAAUGAUGCCUAUGGAAAGAAAGGCUUGGUUUCAGCAAGGCAUCGGAUAGCAAUGGCCAAAUUAGCACUGGAGACAUCUGAUUGGAUUCGAGUUGAUCCAUGGGAGACUGAGCAGGAGUCAUGGACAGAGACAGUAAAAGUGUUAAGGCACCAUUACAAUGAGUCAGUCAGACUGCUCCAGUCCAAGAAGGAAUUUGUGAAAAACAAACAGCCCACAGAAAGAUCUACAGGAAAUUUCAUUUCUUCCCAGUGCUCAGUUACACCGGAACUAAAGCUGCUCUGUGGGGCUGAUUUUCUACAUACGUUUCAGACACCCAAUCUCUGGAAGAAAGAGCACAUCCAAGAAAUCUUAGAACAGUUUGGUUUGGUCUGUAUAAGCCGUGCUGGCUCUGAUCCUGCUCAGUACAUCAAUGAAUCAGAACUUCUAACUAAAUUUCAGCACAAUAUCUUUCUAGUGAAAGAAUGGAUUCAGAAUGAAAUCAGUUCAACACAGAUACGCCACGCCUUGUGCAGAGGAUUAAGUGUAAAAUACCUCAUACCAGAUUCUGUCAUAGCCUACAUUGCUUACCAUAAUAUCUACACUGAAGAAAGUGAGCGGAAGAAUGAAGGUGACUUGCUUCAGCCUCUGAAGUUGCAUAACACAGCGCAAGGAAGAGAGCUGCUUACUGCAAAGUGAAUAGAGAUCUUCAGGCUUUCAAACUUAAAAGGGUGUAAGAAGACAGCCUAAUUUCUUCUGUACUUUUGUGUUUGUACACAAAGGUAAAGCAAUAAUGCUUUUUGAAUCUCUUAUAAAGCAAAUGUUCCCUUGCUCCCUGCAGGUCAUGUUAGUUAGGUACCUUUAUAUUGCCAACACAGAUUUCUGUUAUAUGAUAGAUACUUUCUGCUAAAAUCCCAAACCUGUGGCAUUUCAAUAUCUUUGUAGAUAAGAAUUUUCUCUCCUAGUCUAGCGGGAUUUGUUGCUUACGUAUGUCUUAUAUUGUUUGAUUCUAACUUUUGGAAGCACUGGAUGCAAUAUACAAGUAAUUUGUUUGAGUUGCUUGCUUCAAGUUGGUGAUUGCUCUUAUCCUUAUGUAGAGGAAAUGCUAAGUCAGAGCCUGAAACAAUGAUUGAGCACCUGAAAAGAGAGGCAGGUGCAUGCAAUGUACCUGAGCGACCAGAAGAAUGGAGCCAGGAUCCACCCCUUUCCAGACUUCAUUUAAGGGUUGGCAGUAGAGGUGAGGCAUUUCUUGCUAGAGAUCCUUGCCUACCUGAGGCUUUCCAAAGGUGAGCAGCUCUUUUCCUUCAUUUCUGCAUUUGCAGCUGCUGCACGUGGGUCUGUUGUCAUUUGCUGCAUCCUAAGACUUUGCCACCCUGCUAUAAUCGCAGCACUUUCCAUCCCAUUAUAGCUUUACACCUUAAAACAGAAUGCAGUUUUUUUUAGCUUUAAGAGUUUCUUGUUUUCAAUCACUUACUAGUAUUAUUUAAAAAAUAUAU
Molecule: messenger RNA, 1757 nt
Organism: Lagopus muta (rock ptarmigan)
Lineage: Eukaryota; Metazoa; Chordata; Aves; Galliformes; Phasianidae
Gene: NMNAT3
Product: nicotinamide nucleotide adenylyltransferase 3
Exons: 6
Coding region: 133-960 (275 amino acids)
Biological process (GO): NAD+ biosynthetic process
Cellular component (GO): mitochondrion
Molecular function (GO): nicotinamide-nucleotide adenylyltransferase activity; nicotinate-nucleotide adenylyltransferase activity
Source: RefSeq, a predicted model, not a curated record